Ipomoea nil (Japanese morning glory) is the source of this 739-nucleotide messenger RNA. RefSeq names its product peptidyl-prolyl cis-trans isomerase. The transcript has a single exon. Gene Ontology annotation, molecular function: peptidyl-prolyl cis-trans isomerase activity. Lineage: Eukaryota; Viridiplantae; Streptophyta; Magnoliopsida; Solanales; Convolvulaceae. Gene Ontology annotation, biological process: protein folding; protein peptidyl-prolyl isomerization. The record is from RefSeq and is a predicted model, not a curated record. Bases 55 to 573 code for a protein of 172 amino acids.
AGCACAAGGAUCUAUUAACAAUUUGAGAGCAUUUCGUGUUGGUGAGAAAAUUUCAUGGCCAAUCCUAAAGUUUUCUUUGAUGUCACCGUCGGCGGCCAGCCGACCGGCCGUAUAGUGAUGGAGUUGUUUGCCGACACGACUCCGAAGACGGCUGAGAACUUCCGCGCUCUCUGCACCGGGGAGAAAGGCGUUGGGAAGUCAGGCAAGCCGUUGCACUACAAGGGAUCCACAUUCCACCGUGUGAUCCCCAAUUUCAUGUGCCAGGGCGGUGAUUUCACCGCCGGAAACGGCACCGGAGGAGAGUCGAUCUACGGAUCGAAGUUCAGCGACGAGAAUUUCGUGAAGAAGCACACCGGCCCCGGGAUCCUGUCCAUGGCCAAUGCCGGCCCCAACACCAACGGUUCUCAGUUCUUCAUAUGCACGGCGAAGACGGAGUGGCUGGACGGAAAGCACGUGGUGUUCGGACAGGUGGUUGAGGGUUUGGACGUGGUGAAGAAGGUGGAGAUGGUUGGAUCCGGCUCCGGAAAGUGCUCGAAGCCGGUUGCGAUCGCUGAUUGUGGCCAACUUUCCUAAUCCCGUGGUGAUCUAGUUGAAUCACGACUCUCUAAAAAUUUUAAUGUUAUCUUUUUUUCAUUGUCUUCCUCAAUUUCAGGUCUGUGAUUGCCUGAUUGGUGGAAUGGUGGUUUCAUAGCCACCAAAUAAAUGAAUUACAAUAAGUUUGAUGAGUCUGUUCAUUUAC